AUGAAACUCACUAGACCAGCUGCUGCUAUUAUCUUAACUUACGUCGCUUUAACUUCAGCUGCACCUGCUACAGUCGGCCCAAAAAACCAGUCUCUGCCUCUGCCAAUUGCUCCAAAAGUGACGGCUGCAAUCGCUCCAAAAGAGACGGCUGCAAUUCAUUCGUUAGUAUCCAGCUUAAAUCAAUAUAAUGCAGCACAUAAGGUUCCAGGAUAUACUAAGCGUGAAGAUAUAUUGGUCCGGGAAGCGCACGAGCUUAUUGCAAGAUCUAAGCUUCCCAUUUUAGAUAAGAUUUUAAUGGCUUUGAAAGACUCAGGACUUGCAAACGUUGUUAUUGACUUCGUUUUACUUAGUCCUGAAUUAUUAGACCUUACUGCCGAUGCCACUAUAUUCAUCUUGAAGUCGGGUCUCAUCAAUUUGGCCGAUUUAUUAAUCGCCUUGCAGAAAUCGGGCUUAGUCAACCAAAUUUUACUCUUGGCUUUAGAUGAUCCAGAAAUCUUGCCUGGAUUAUUAAGAAUCGGUAAAGAACUCUUGAAGCAGAAUGGUAUCGACAUUUUCAGCAAGCGUUCUAUCGAUACUACUGAACUCGAAACUGCAGCUGUGUUUGAAGAAACAUCUAUUGAUAAGAGAGAAAGCCAGUUAUUGAACGAAUUAUUUGCCUCUUUGAAGGACUCCGGAUUGGGUGUUUCUAUCAUCCAAAACUUAUUGACCAAUCCCGAUUUGAGUGCUCCUGCCGCAACAUUUUUAACCAAAAUUUUAAAAUCUCACGCUGUAACUCUUAAAGAACUUCUUGAUGCCUUGAAAGAGUCUCACUUUAUCUUUAACGUGUUGAAGGAUAUUCUUCAUGAUAAGGCUUUGUUAGAAAAGUUUGGUGAAGUGAUUUUUGAAAGAAUUUCGAAGGGCUUAAUUUCAAGAACUAUGUAUGAUAACGCCUAG
This is a messenger RNA of Debaryomyces hansenii CBS767, 933 nucleotides long. RefSeq lists its product as uncharacterized. The record is from RefSeq and is a predicted model, not a curated record. Lineage: Eukaryota; Fungi; Ascomycota; Pichiomycetes; Serinales; Debaryomycetaceae. Bases 1 to 933 code for a protein of 310 amino acids. The transcript has a single exon.